Molecule: messenger RNA, 357 nt
Organism: Penicillium taxi
Lineage: Eukaryota; Fungi; Ascomycota; Eurotiomycetes; Eurotiales; Aspergillaceae
Product: MFS transporter
Exons: 2
Coding region: 1-357 (118 amino acids)
Biological process (GO): transmembrane transport
Molecular function (GO): transmembrane transporter activity
Source: RefSeq, a predicted model, not a curated record
AUGGUAGUAUCCAACGAAACCGACUCCAAGAUCAAAGCUGGCUUCAACGACACCGACCUCAGCAAGCUCAAAGACCCCAACGUGGUUGAUUGGGAUGGCCCCGAUGACCCUGCUAACCCGCUCAACUGGCCCGCGUCUCGCAAGAACAUUCAUGUGGCUAUUAUCAGUAUUUCCACCUUGACAGCAAACCUCGCCGCGGCAAUGUUUGCGGCGGGGGCAAAGGAACUGGCAGACGAAUUUAGCAUCACCGACAACACCCUCGAAACCAUGACCGUUAGUCUCUACGUGCUUGGCUUUGCUAUUGGCCCUCUCAUCCUCGCCCCUCUGUCUGAACUCUACGGCCGCCUGGUUGUCUAA